CGAAACUAUAAGUAAGCCAGUUCCUGAUGUUUUUGUCGAAACAUGAAAUUCGUCGAGGGAAAGGUUGUGCUCCUUGGCUCUCAAGGAGUUGGAAAGACCAGCUUGAUUAACAGAUAUGUUAAUAAAACGUUCAACCCCCAUGUCAAUCCAACAAUAGGCGCCUCAUUUUUUACUUGUAAAAUCAAUUUGGAUGAAGCAAGGAUUAAAAUGCAAGUAUGGGACACAGCCGGCCAAGAAAGGUUCCGCUCAAUGGCACCCAUGUAUUACCGAAACUCGAACGCCGCGAUCCUCGUAUUCGAUAUAACGUCGUACAAGUCAUUUACUGCCAUAAAAUCAUGGGUAAUCGAGCUCAAACGUAACGUGGAAGAAUCAAUGGUUCUCGUUCUCGUGGGCAACAAAGUUGACUUAGCUUACAAAAGGAACGUGGACACGGAGGAGUGUAUGCGGUACGCUGAGAGCAUAAAUGCCUCGUACUUUGAAGUUUCAGCCUUGAACGACGAGGGUGUCGACAAAGUGUUUAUAUCCACUGCCAUGUCUCUUUUACGCCUCACCGGCGAUCAUGAGAUCAUCAAGACUUUGAAAAUUUACGAGAAACGUCAGUCGUCUAUUAAUGAAUCGGAUGUGCCUCUCAGCGAAGAAGUGUUCAAUACGAGCAUUGCUCAUGGCAUCCAUGAGAAGCCGUACUUUUGCUGCUGAUUUUUUUUAUUAAUACUCUUUUUUUUUUUUUUAACCAGCUUCAAUGUCAUAUUUGAAUAUGCCAAAAAGUACUCAAACAUUUAGAAGCCUGAGUUUUUUUACAACAGCCAGCAGUUUUCUAUCGUAAUGUGAGUUAUAUUUUUUUCUGUUUUACAUGGAUGAACAAUUUUUCAACAAAAUAUUAAACUAAAAUAGCACAAUUCAAUUAUGUACGUACAUAUGAAUGCAUAAUAAUACUAACAGAACUGAAUAGUACAAACAAUGAAUGGGAAACUAGUUUGCUUCAUGUUAAAUCAUGGAAUUUAAACUGACAACUCAUAAUCUUCUGAAUUUAGUUGAUGGCAUGGCUGAAAAUUUGUUUGAUAGUUCUAAGGUUGACAUAGUUAAAUUUCGCGUUGCUCAAUUUUAAGCUCAAACAACAAGUUUUUAAAUCUUGAAAGACUUUAUUAUUUUAGAUAAAUUACGUUUUAGACGAGAUUCGAAUUUUUUAUCUGCUUUAUAUGUAAAUUUAAUAUGAUUAAAUUUAUUCAAUCAAGAUGAAACGUUCAAGUGCCUUUGAAAAUUGUGUUUGCUAAGCUACUUUAUCUUGUAGCCAGCUAAAAUUCUGCAAAGACUGACAGCUUUUGUCGAAUUCGACGACUUCAACUGAAAAUGAAAUACUUAACAGAUGUAUAGCAUUUAUGUAGAUGAGCUUCAAUGUAGCAUUUGUCGAUAAUGCUACGUGAAUUCAAGCCGGCAUACAUUUUGCAAGGAAUAAUAACUUGUAAAAGUAUUGAUUUUGUAAAGACGGCAUAAAGUACCUGACCAAUAAUAACGUGCGGCUUUUGUGAUAUUUUUUUACGAUUAUGUAUACAAAGUUUCCGCAUGGUGCUGUAUCAAGGACAAAUGCUAAGAAUCAAUGGAAUAU
Molecule: messenger RNA, 1603 nt
Organism: Copidosoma floridanum
Lineage: Eukaryota; Metazoa; Arthropoda; Insecta; Hymenoptera; Encyrtidae
Product: ras-related protein Rab-22A
Molecular function (GO): GTPase activity; GTP binding
Source: RefSeq, a predicted model, not a curated record